Polypterus senegalus (gray bichir) is the source of this 3731-nucleotide messenger RNA. It is a transcript of the gene eloa, whose product is annotated as elongin A. Gene Ontology annotation, biological process: transcription elongation by RNA polymerase II. NCBI's taxonomy places the organism in Eukaryota, Metazoa, Chordata, Cladistia, Polypteriformes, Polypteridae. Gene Ontology annotation, cellular component: elongin complex; nucleus. The transcript is spliced from 12 exons. The record is from RefSeq and is a predicted model, not a curated record. The coding region runs from base 34 to 2268 and encodes 744 amino acids. Gene Ontology annotation, molecular function: protein binding.
GUGAAGCGACUUCCGACUGUGCCAGCAGCAAAGAUGGCGGAGGAGCUGCUGGAGGUGGUGGAAAAGCUGCAGUCUCGACUUUCCGAAAAUCAGGAACCACGAAAGCUUCUGAAGACUUUGAAGAGGCUGAACGAGUUGCCAGUCACUGUGGACAUUUUGGUGGAAACUGGAGUCGGCAAAACUGUGAACAGCCUGCGCAAGCAUGGUGUGGUUGGAGAGCAAGCAAGGAACCUUGUAGCUAAAUGGAAGAAGUUAGUCCCACAGGAAGGAGUCAGAGAGGCACGAGAUAUUCAGUCUCAAAACAAGGGAGCACCCAGCCAAAAGCAUGCACGGAAUCCAUCUCCUGUGGAGGAUUCACAUGUGGAAGGCAGUGAAGAGGUAUAUCAUUCCCCUCAGCAUCAUUCUCAAAGAGCCUCCAAUGUACACAGCCAUAAGAGACUGCAAACUAGCAGAGGAGGCUACCAGUCUGAGGGCUAUGAAAGUCCACAAGAGGAGGAAUCACCAUCCAGGUUGAAAGAGUCUUAUAGUCCUCCCGAGUCCCCCUCAUCUCCCCCUAAUCUUGCACACUAUAGGCAGAGUUACCAGGAGCAAAGUUUUGAGUCAGCACAUAAGACGAACUUUGAAGGACAGGUACCUGAGCGUACCAAAAUCUCCCAUAAAGAGUCACACAGAGACAGAGAAAAAGGGGAAAGUCAUAAAGGCUUACACAAAGAUAAGCAUCACAUUAGCCAAAAGGUGAAGCCGUCUUCCUCCACUCAUACUAUGGAGAAAGAGAGGUCAUUGCAUUCUCACAGCAGUGAUAAGGUACAAAGGCAGAUGGACUUUGAUGAAUGCUCUGAAUCCCCUGUUAAAAAACGGAGUAAGGAGCGAGAUGGACAGAGUAGCACCAGCAAGCGAGACAAAGAUCGGAUUGUAUCAGGACAAUCUGUCCAAGACCAGGAUCAAUCCAGAAAGCGCAAGCACCAGGACUUUGAACCUCAUAAAACAGUAAUGGCAGGAUCUGUAAGCUCAAAACAUAAACAUGAUCAAGAUGGGAAGAAGGCAAGCAAAAGCUCAUCUUCUAAGCAAGGUGACAAGAGCAACCAAGGGGGACCACAAGAGAAACACAAAAGUUUGUCUCAGUCGGAGGAGGCUAGAGAUACAAAGGAGGAGUUUGAGAAGCCCACUAUGUCAUUUGAAUCAUACCUCAGUUAUGACCAGCCACAGCUAAAGAAAAAGAAAAAGUCAAGCCGUCCACCCCCUCCUGCACCCUCUCCAGCACCUGCCCCCACCAAACAUCAUACUGCCAAGAAGGACCAGAAGACUAGUGAACCACUGAAAAAAACAGAGAAGCCAAAAAAGGUACGGACAAUUGAUGUGGUGCCUACCCUACCUGACAUACCCUUGCCCGCCAUCCAGCCCAACUAUCGCCCUUUGCCAAGCCUGGAUGCGACUCCUUUGUCUCCACAUAAACGAAAAGUGCCCUUGGCGACAGCUGAUGAUGAUGACCAGGGUUUCACCGGUCGUCGCUUCAACUCAAAAAUGGCAGUGUACUCUGGAUCGAAGACAGCAUGCCUGAGCAAAAUGAUGAGCCUUUAUGAGCAAUGUAUUCGUGUUCUUCAGAAUAACAUUGACUCAAUUGAGGAAGUGGGAGGAGUGCCUUAUGAGAUUCUGGAGCCUGUCCUAGAGCGCUGCACCCCUGAGCAGCUGUACAGAAUAGAACAGUACAAUCAGUGGUUUGUGGAAGAGUCUGAUGAACUCUGGAUGCGUCACUGCCGACGCGAUUUCCGCCACGAGAGCCCACAAGAGUACGAGACAUGGCGUGAGCUGUAUUUGCGCCUUCAUGAUGAACGUGAAGAGCGGCUUAGAAUGCUCACGCAAAACAUUACGUCUGCUCAUGCUAACAGGCCCAGGGGUCGGCAAGUGAAAAUGGCAUUUGUAAACACUGUGGUAAAGCCUCCACGGGAUGUUCGGAGGCGGCAAGAAAAAUUUGGGACAGCUGGUGGCAGUACAAGUACCAGCAUAAAUGAAGCAGCACCUAUUAAAAUCAGACCAGCAUCAACCACUUCCUACAGCAGUCUUUCUAUCGGUAGCAGCAGCACUAGUGCAUCCCAAGCUGCAGAAAGCAACACAUCCUAUGAGGGUCCCAGUACCAGCACAGGGAGCCAUGCCUCUUCCUCCUCCUCUUCUAGCAUUUCACCUGCCAGCAGCAAGCCACAAGUUAAAAAAAUUGCACCCAUGAUGGCCAAGACGAUUAAGGCAUUUAAGAAUCGUUUCUCAAGACGUUAGUGGUCUCAGGAGCUUCAAAGGAGCCAUCUUGUCUGUGAUGGUGUAAAACUGGACUCCAGACUCUUAAGGAUUUGCACUGCUGCAAGAGGAAUUCAUGACCUAAACCAGUUUGACCUGUAAUCGCCCAUCUCUACCCAUACAGCUUAAAAUGACACAACAAAAUUGAACAUGUGGUCACUUUUGCUUGCAAACAGUUGCCAUGGUACACAUUCAGCACUGGUCUGCACAUGUAUAUAAACCCUUGUGAAUGCCCACUGCACAUUUUAACACUAUGCCCUAAGUUUUUCUUUCUCUAAAUGGAUUAAAAAAUGUGUUUUGGGGCUCUUGAGCAAAUGCAAUAUAUGUACAUAUUUUGUCAGGGUGAGCUGUCUUACUGUGGGAGAGCACAUAUUGCAGUUCAGCCUCAAUCUAUCUUGUUUCUUCUACUCACUCCCUCUUUGUAUUUGCUACUUCAUUUCAAUCAUUUUUAUUUAUUUAUAUGUAGGUUUACUUUAGAUAAAUACUAAAGUGUAUUUUAUUUUAUUUAGGUCCUGCACUUCUUAACUCACAACCCUCUGCAGUAGCCUAACUCCUGAUAGAAAAUGUAGCCAUCAAUAGGCUAUGGUGAAGGGUGGCUUCUCUGUGUGACAGCAGGCCAUUCUUGUAUUUUUUUCCUGUUUUGGGUGUAGGGGAAGGUGGUUGUUUCUGUAUAUACUUUACAGAAAAAAGGUCAUUUUAAAUUAUGGCUGUAAUGGAAAUGUUUAAGUGGUGGCAGUUGUAGGAAGGAGACUGUGACAGACACCGCAGAUGAGCUUUAGGGAGUGCAGGCACUUGGCUAAAUGAUACUAAAGAACGCUUUGUGUCUGUGGUGGUCUGAGAAGACAGCUCUUGUCCAACUCAUUCCAGUAAGUAAAGACAGUCAAGUGGUCAGUAUGUUUUAUUUGGGAACAAGAAUUAUGAAGUUAAGCUAAAAAGAAAAAAAAAAUAAUUAACUCGUUUAAAUUACUUUUUAAAAAGAGGAAAAUUAUAUAUUGUUUUAAUAAACCAAUUUCAGAAAGCUAAAGAUUUUAUGGGAUGCCAGUGCAUUAGACCAGCAUGAGCAACAUAAGCCAGCUCAACCAGGCAGCACGGGAGCUCGGGAUGGCUGAUGGGACUGGGAGGUGGCUGUGGUUUCCAAGCUCAGCUGGUGGUGAUUUUCAGCUGCGGUUCCUAAUUGGCUUCUCUUAUUUCUGUCACCCAGGCUUGCAUUGCUAUUGCAGUCAUUUUACUUUGUAAAGUGCCUUGAGGCGCUAUAUGAAUCAAUGGAUUGAUUGUUAUUAGCUGUUGGAGCGAUCCAGGGGCAGAUGCUGGAGAAUAGCUGCAUUUUGUAUUUAUUCUCAAUUAUAAAUUUUAUUCGUGAAAAUUGUUUUAAGAUUAUUUUAAGAUAAAAGGAUAGUGCAUUUAGCAAGUGGAAUUAUUUCUGUGAAUAAACUCUUGGAAAAACU